AUGAAGCUCAUCACUGCUGCAGCGAUCCUCGCUUGGGCCUCGGAGCGCACCGCGGCUGCCACGGCCGGGGUCCAGAGCCCCCAAAGCGCUUGUUGCACAGCGCUGGCCAAGGACAAGAACCUCGUGGGCAAGGUCAUCAAUCCCACAAAUGCUCUCUACAGCCAGCGUCUUGACACGUACUACUCCGCCAACGCGGCUCAGGAGCCAUGGUGCAUGGUGCUGCCCCUGGGCACCGCCGAUGUAGCUGCCACCGUGAAGAUCCUGACCAAGAACCAGUGUCCCUUUGGCAUGAGGAGUGGUGCUCACUCCGCCUGGGCAGGGUCCAACGGCAUCAAGGACGGAGUGACUAUUGACUUUGCGUACAUGAACACGACGACCUACAACAAGGCAGCAGGAACCGCUUCCAUCCAGCCUGGUUCGGACUGGGAGCGCGUCUUUGAUGCGCUUGACCCUUUCGGCGUCUCAGCCGUUGGCGGUCGGGCAUCUGUUGUCGGUGUUGGCGGCUUCACGACCGGCGGCGGUUACUCCUUCCACUCCAACUCUGAGGGGUUCGCCUGCGACGCUGUUGCCAACUUUGAGGUUGUCCUCGCUGAUGGCAGGGUGGUCAACGCCAACGCCAAACAAAACGCCGACCUCUGGAAGUCUCUCAAAGGUGGUUCGGGCAACUUUGGCCUCGUCACGCGUAUUGACCAAUACGUUGUCGACUCAAACUUGAUGUGGGGAGGUCUCAGCACGUACGACACGAGCAAACGCGAUGAGCUCUUCAACGCAUAUUUGAACUUUGGCAACAACAUGGACAAGGACCUCGCCAGUCAGAACAUCAUUGCAAUGAUCUACAACUCUGCAGGGUUCAUUUUUGUGUCCGUUUUGAGCAACAUCGAUGCCAUUGAUAACGCGCCCGCUUUCAACGAGUAUCGCGUCAUUCAGAACACGUCAAGCACGGCCCGCAUCGCCCCCGUCGCACAGCUCGUUCCCGACUUCACCGGCCCGACUCCUCUCGGACUCUAUGCAAGCUGGAUGAAUGGCAUGACGAAGCAUGAGCUCCAUGUCAUGGAGUUUAUCCAACAGGCGCAUCAAGAAUACGUCGGCAAGAUGAAGGCAGCCGCUCCGAGCUCCAACUUUGAAGUGCUGCUACAGUUCCAGCCCGUGACGCAGUCGAUUGUCAACCACAGUGUCCGCAAGGGUGGCAACGUCCUCGGUCUCGAGACCAUCGUCAAGGACGGCCCGGUUCUAAUGUGGCUGAUUGCUCUCACCGUUGACACGCCUGCGAACCAGGAGAAGAUCCUGCCCAUUUGCCUUCAGCUCCGUGAUGCAAUCAACGCCUAUGCCGACAAGACUGGUUCGCAGAAGAACUGGGAAUUCCUCAACUACUCCUUCAGCGACCAGGACCCUAUCUCCAGGUACGGCGCGAAGAAUAUUGCACACGUCAAGGCUGCGUCCAAGAAGUACGAUCCCAAGGGUGUCUUCCAGAAGCUGCGCCGUACUGGAUUCAAGCUGCCCGCCUGA
Verticillium nonalfalfae is the source of this 1506-nucleotide messenger RNA. RefSeq lists its product as uncharacterized. Gene Ontology annotation, molecular function: FAD binding. The transcript has 6 exons. NCBI's taxonomy places the organism in Eukaryota, Fungi, Ascomycota, Sordariomycetes, Glomerellales, Plectosphaerellaceae. The record is from RefSeq and is a predicted model, not a curated record. The coding region runs from base 1 to 1506 and encodes 501 amino acids.